UUCAAUUUCCUUCCAUUACCAUUAUUAGACUCUCUCUCUCUCUGUCAAUGUUAUCUUCUCUGCACCAACUUCAACGCAAAUAGACCCCAAAACCGACAAAGCUCCCCUAUUCUUUCGGUACAUCCUCAUCUCUAUCUCUUUUCUUCCUUGUUUCUUUCUCUCUUUGUAUAAAUGUCUUAGCCAUUUUGGAUUUAGUUAGAUUCUUUCUCCGUAAGUUUCUCCCACUCUUGCAAACAACAAGAUCAUCAUCAUCCUCUUCAGAAAAAUUCAUUACUUCUAAAGAUGGAUGUUGCGGGUGGCUGACGAAUCUUUUUCUCUAGCAUUACCUUUACUGAUACGGAAAUGUUUGUGAGAAGAAACAACAUUAAUUUAACAACAAUCAUAGAUACUAACAUUUGUAGAAUAAGCAAAACCAUUGGUAUGGAACAUGAAUUAGAUUGUGUUGGACAUCAUCAAUAUUCAUCAGUUGUCACUUCAAUCCCAUUCUUCUCCGCUACAUUGUUUAUUCCUUUGUCUUUGAAAAUCACUAUACGUGACGGGUUUCACGAAGUUCUUUAGUUAAACAUUUUCAUAUACAAAACAAACAAACACGUAAAUCUUAGUUUGGAAAAAUUUGUUCUUCUUGGGGGAGAUUAAGUUGAAAAGAAAGAUGCAAGCGUUUGCUAUAAGUGGGAAGAAAAGGAUUGUGAAUUUCAUGGAUGAUCCUUUGAUCCCUGGAUUGCCUGAUGAUGUGGCGAAGCAGUGUUUGGCGCUUGUUCCGCGUGCUAGGUUCCCUUCUAUGGGAAGUGUAUGCAAGAAAUGGAGGUUUGUUGUUCAGAGCAAAGAGUUUAUUACCGUGAGAAGACUAGCUGGUAUGCUUGAGGAGUGGCUAUAUGUCUUGACAAUGAAUGCUGGAGGGAAUGAGAGCCAGUGGGAGGUGAUGGACUGUUUUGGACAGAAGCUAUCAUCUCUUCCACCGAUGCCUGGUCCUGUAAAAACAGGGUUUAAGGUUGUUGUGGUUGAUGGGAAACUUCUUGUUAUUGCUGGUUGUUCUAUGAUCAAUGGUUCUCUUGUUGCAUCCGCUGAUGUUUAUCAGUAUGAUACUUGCCUCAACAGCUGGGGUAGACUAGCAGACCUGGAGGUAGCGCGGUAUGAUUUCGCGUGCGCUGAGGUGAAUGGGCUUAUUUAUGUGGUGGGAGGUCAUGGUAUAGACGGUGAGAGUCUGUCGAGUGCAGAGGUGUAUGAUCCUGAGACAGGCACAUGGACAUUCAUAGAGUCUCUAAGGCGUCCGAGAUGGGGGUGUUUCGCUAGUGGCUUCAACGGGAAGCUCUACGUGAUGGGUGGGAGAUCCAACUUCACUAUUGGCAACUCAAAACUUCUUGAUGUGUACAACACUCAAUGCGGCUCCUGGCAUGGCAGCAAAAACGGUUUAACUAUGGUCACAGCUCAUGUUGAAGUAGGAACAAAGCUGUUCUGUAUCGACUGGAAGAACCAAAGGAAGAUGUCAGUGUUCAAUGCGGAAGAUGAGACCUGGGAAGUGGUGGCUCUUCCGCUAUCAGGAAGCUCGAGGGCCGGGUUUCAGUUUGGUAAGCUGAGUGGGAAGCUUCUGCUUUUUUCGUCUCAGGAAGGAACCGGUCACAACACUCUACUGUAUGACCCGGAUGCUGCACCAGGCACACAGUGGAAAACAUCUGAGAUAAAACUGUCUGGUUCGUGCGUAUGCAGCGUCACAAUCACAGCCUGAUUGAUGAACUAUAGUGAUGCCAUUGUGUUGUUGGUUACAUUUCCUCAUAUGAACCAAAGCAAAGAGAGCAUUGUCUCUUUUUAAGGUUGAUGAUGUACACUGAUUUAAUAAAGUGGAGAGAGUGUUUUGUUUGAAACUGAUUUAGUGUUCUUGUAAUUGUCUCCUCCGUUUGCAUGUUUGUUGUAACAUAAUGCGUUUUGAUUUAUUUGGAAUUUGUUUCAA
This is a messenger RNA of Camelina sativa (false flax), 1945 nucleotides long. NCBI's taxonomy places the organism in Eukaryota, Viridiplantae, Streptophyta, Magnoliopsida, Brassicales, Brassicaceae. The record is from RefSeq and is a predicted model, not a curated record.